CCUGGUCGCAUGUGAGCCAUCAUCAACCUGGUACUUGUAACGCCAAUGAGCUUCGCUUGCUCACGUCUCCCAUCCUACCCGAGUCACCUCACUACCUAAAGCCCACCUCCGACACCAUCGUUCGACGCCAGGGUAGCAGCAUACUUCCACCACCCCACCUCUUGGGUCCCCGAGAUGAGUUUCCGAGGUGUGAUGAAGGAUGGGUGGCAUCCCAAAGGGAAAGACGGGGGGAAGGAGUCGUGGCGGGGUGAUUUCAAGGGCAUAAAUCAAAUGGCGGGGUGGAUGGGAAAGGGUCGAGAUCCCAACAAGAAAAACGAGCCGGAGCACGUAUCCCGCCCCUUGACAACGCUCAAAGACCCGUCGUCUUUCGGUCCACCCCCGAAGAAUGUCAACUAUCACGGUGGCGCCGCUUUACCCAACGAGAUAACACCUCAGCGGAGCGGCUGGGGCGCACCUCUUACCGAAGAACAGAUUUCGAGCGCAAGCCGAACGGCGAAUGGCCCGACCGAGGAAGAGGUUGCAGAAGAGAGACGACGAGCUGGCCCGCCGUUGCCCUACAGGGCUGAUCGUACGGGCUUGAAGACCGACCAUCUCCCGCCACCUCCCGUGCAUCGCGAGGUAAAUCGAAGUCCUGACGAAGUCGAGCCGCACCGAGCUCAACCCCCCAAGCCGGGACCUAGUCUACCACCACGUCUUCCUUCCCGACAGAACACCAGCUCGACACCGACAUUGCCUGCCGUGGCCACCUCUCCGCCGCCUCAAGCGUCACCGCCUGCGUAUGAAGCGGUCACCACCGGCCAGUCGGCCUCCCAACCGAGCAGCAAUUACGGGAUCAACCAGGCAGUGGCCAACAGGCUUGGCAACGCUGGUGUAUCUGUGCCAGGCCUUGGAAUCGGCUCCAAUGCGUCUUCAAACCCCUGGCAGAACGAACAAAGUCAAUCCGCCACCGCCAAAAGCCCGUCUCCCAAACCACCCACGCAGCCACAGUCCUCGAUGAACCAACUCUCCGAACUCCAGUCGCGCUUCGCACGUAUGAAUAGCUCCAGUAGCACGAAUGGCCCCGCCACCUCUGCGACUCCUGCGGCUUCAUACACUGCACCCAGUCAGUCACCGCAAUCCAGUCAGCCCGCAGGGACGACAUGGGCCGAGAAGCAAGCUGCUCUCCGUACGGCACAGAACCUCCACGCUAACCCUUCGACCGUGACGGCCCAGGACGCCACCAACGCCGCCCGGACGGCCAAUUCCUUCCGUGAGCGACAUCAAGACACAAUUUCCGCCGCAGGCGUCAAGGCCAAUGAAUGGAACAAGAAAUACAAUGUUGCAGGCCGCCUGAACUCCUUUCUCGAGAAACACAGCUCCCCCACGAGCGAGACCCCACCGCCCGUGAACGCACCGUCCCCUGCCCCUGCCCCGGCGACGAGUCCCGAGCUGGCGGCGUCGAUAUCAAGAAAGCCUCCCCCGCCGCCGCCGCCGAAGAAGCCCGCCAAUAUGCUUGGAGGUUUGAACUCGGCUGGCGGUGGCGGCGGAUCCGGGGUCAUGUCGUCCCCCCCGCCGCCUGUUCCCCUGGGGACCAAGCCUAGUUAUUCUUAAAGGGGCUGCCCCGGUGCGCUUUCGAAGCGCAACAGGCCUCCCGUAGACCUGGACGACGACGACGCAGGGAGAGGGACAGACGAUUGACGACCUUUUGGAGGCCGGGUGACGGAAAAAGAGUGGCCAAUCUCCGUGUGCAAUGUUUUGUCGAGGUUACCUCUCUGCCCGGUCUCAUCUAUACGUGUAUACAGCUCAAUAGCCAUAUGAUUUGAACCAUCUCCAGCCAUCCAAACCUUGCAAAAGUGUACUAGCGCUUGACGAAGAAAGGCCAUCGUUAAUGCGC
Messenger RNA from Exophiala oligosperma, 1873 nucleotides. RefSeq lists its product as uncharacterized. The record is from RefSeq and is a predicted model, not a curated record. The transcript has 2 exons. Lineage: Eukaryota; Fungi; Ascomycota; Eurotiomycetes; Chaetothyriales; Herpotrichiellaceae. The coding region runs from base 175 to 1590 and encodes 471 amino acids.